GUCCCCUGCAACGAAAUUGACCCGACAAAGCUUGCAGGAUCCAAUUCGCAUUCGCUCGCCACAAACACAACAUCGUCAUCAUCCGAGUAACGAAAAACCUGCUUGACCAUGGUCGAGUAGAAUCUUUUUUUCUCUGAGACGAUUUUCAAGUAAAUCUUGAUUCAGUUCGAAUAACAUCUCUGUUUCAUACGAUGCUUAAAGCUGUACAGAUUCUCGGUUCAUCUUCUGGGCUUAUUCCACUAAGAUUGAAGAAGCCGCACAACGCCGGCGGUGGUCUUUCUUUCAUCUCUGUUUCUCCCAAACCGGUGUCUCCGCUAUCUUGUUCCGGGAGCAAGAAAAUCUCAAAUUCUGUGCUCUUGCGUGCCUUUUCUAUUCGGAGAACUCGUUUUAGAUCGAUUCGAAUGUACGCGACUAGGGCCGACUCAGAACCAGAUGGCAGUUCUCCUUCUACAUCUUCUUCUACAUCGUCCCUUGUGGGUCAGUCAACUGAAAUUGUUCGUAAGAUCAAAUUCUGUCAGUGGUGUGGCGGUCCAACGAAGCAUGAGAUACCAGACGGAGAGGAGAAGAUGAGAGCUAUCUGCAUGCAUUGUGGGAAAAUUGCAUAUCAAAACCCUAAAAUGGUUGUUGGCUGCCUUAUCGAGCAUGAGAAAAAAGUUCUACUCUGUAAGCGUAACAUUCAACCAUCUCAUGGUCUAUGGACUCUUCCUGCUGGUUACAUGGAAAUGGGAGAGUCAGCUGCUGAAGGAGCAAUUAGGGAGACUUGGGAAGAGGCAGGUGCUGAAGUGGAAGUUUUGUCACCUUUUGCACAAUUGGACAUCCCUCUUAUUGGACAAACUUACCUUAUAUUCUUAGCAAAGUUGAAGAAGCCACACUUCUCACCAGGUCCAGAAUCAUUAGAGUGUCGUCUUUUUUCGCUGGAUGAUAUACCUUUUAAUUCUCUGGCAUUUUCAUCAAUUUUUGUUACAUUAAAUUUGUAUGUUGAAGAUGUUAAAAAUGGAAAAGUGAAGUUUCACUAUGGUGUUAUCAAUAAAAGGUGUACUUCUGUUUUUCAUCAUUUGAAACAUAAUAUUUCCAAGAAUUGUUGCAGCAGAUGAGAAUAGUUGUUGGCUAUUAGCAUGUGAAAGGAGCACAACUUUUUAGAUCAAGCUCUUAGUAGUGACAGUGAGGGCUUCAGUUUUUGAAUAGUUCAAAUCUCCCCAUCUAGAAAUAUAUUUUGGAUUCAGAAUGGGGUGCUGAUUGUGGUGGCUUGAUGAAACUGGUGGUUAUGCUUUUGUGUGUGUCAGGCAUCUGGUGCAGAGAUGCUUAUUUGUUAUAAAGGACUUUAUGGAGGAGCACACUGUCGGUUGUCCCCCUCCUCCUAAUCCUAAUUGCCUUUUCUGCUGAUAUGACAUGGCUAAAAUGAUCUAUAGUCUAUAUUUGGAGAAAAUGAUUUUUAUUUGUGGACUUUCAUUUUGAAAUCUAAUCAUAGUUGAUGAGAAUUCCUUUCAAAUUGAUAAAAAUUAAUAUCUUAGACAGGAGUUAGAUAAUGUAUUUCAAAUUGAAUUUAGAAAUGGUAAAACUUUAAAUACAUUGUCUGAUUCACUUGAAUUUGUCUUGGACAGAAAUUUUAUUAUUUUAGGAAGAAUUUUCAUUUAUUUGUAAUUUCGAUGAAUUAAGCUCAUUCGUUCUAAAUAUAGCAAUGUAAAUUUCCGAAGGGUAGAGAAGGCUCAUGUAAUUGAAUUGAAUGCUUUGGCCAUUUGGAUUCAUAUAAGAAAUACCAUCUGCAUUGUAAAUCUGCUGUUGAUCUCAUGCAGGUCUGUGUUCAAUUAGUUGCAAUAAAAUUGGGAUGAGCUGGCUGGAUGUACUACCAGCUAAUCAC
Carica papaya (papaya) is the source of this 1858-nucleotide messenger RNA. NCBI's taxonomy places the organism in Eukaryota, Viridiplantae, Streptophyta, Magnoliopsida, Brassicales, Caricaceae. The record is from RefSeq and is a predicted model, not a curated record.